Molecule: messenger RNA, 1762 nt
Organism: Homarus americanus (American lobster)
Lineage: Eukaryota; Metazoa; Arthropoda; Malacostraca; Decapoda; Nephropidae
Exons: 3
Coding region: 84-1421 (445 amino acids)
Cellular component (GO): extracellular region
Molecular function (GO): chitin binding
Source: RefSeq, a predicted model, not a curated record
CACUCGCUCUGGUCUUCCUCCUCAGGUCGUACUCAGAGACGCAACAUAAUAUUUUAAUUCUACUCAGUAAGAAGUAUCCCAAGAUGAAGAUAACAACUCACUUGUUGUUUGCGGCAGUGAUCGGGGCCACCCUAGCAGUGCGCCUCAACUAUUUACCUCCAACAAACGGCUUUAAUGGCAACGGAGUUAAUGGCAAUGGGAAUGGCAACGGAUUAACUAAUGGUAUUGCCAAUGGAAAUGGUUUCACUAAUGGUAUUGUCAAUGGAAAUGGUGGAUACGCCAAUGGAUUUAAUGGAAAUGGUUUUACAAACGGUGUAAAUGGAAUCGGAAAUGGAUAUACUAAUGGGAAUGGUCUCUUUGGAAAUGGCAAUGGUGUUCUUAACGGAAAUGGUAACGGAUACGCCAAUGGUGUAAACGGCAACGGUAAUGGAUUUAUUGUCAAUGGAAACGGUGUUAUUAACGGGAAUGGUUAUGCCAAUGGAAAUGGUAAUGGAUUUCUCAACGGCAACGGUGCUUUUAAUGGGAAUGGAUAUGUCAAUGGAAAUGGGAAUGGAUUUGUCAAUGGCAACGGCGCUGUUAACGGGAACGGAUACUACAACGGCAUCGUGGACCCCAUCAGCGCCCUUGCUGAUGCUAUUGGAGGUGGCGGCGUCCCCGGCGUGGACUAUCCCAUCCUGGCUUCUGUCCCCUUCACUGGAUUCUCCUGCGGCGGACUAAUACCCGGAUAUUACGCUGACACUGCCCCCGAGGCCGGCUGUCAGGUGUUCCACAUCUGUCAGGCAGAUGGCAGGAGCGACUCCUUCCUGUGUCCCAACGGCACCAUCUUCAACCAGCAGUUCUUCGUGUGUGACUGGUGGUACAACUUCGACUGUUCCACCGCCCCACAGUUCUACGGUCUCAACGCUCAGAUCGGAGUGGUCAACGGUAAUGGCAACGGAUACUCCAACGGCAUCGUCAAUGGCAUAAUCAACGGUAACGGGAUUUAUGGAGCGAGGAAUGGAAACGGAGCCAUCAAUGGUAACGGUUACGUUAACGGAAACGGAGUCAUCAAUGGCAAUGGCUACGUUAACGGAAACGGAGUCAUCAAUGGAAAUGGCAACGGCAUCGUUAAUGGAAAUGGAGGCAACAAUGGCAACGGCUACAUAAACGGAAACGGAGUCAUCAAUGGCAAUGGCUACGUUAACGGAAACGGAGUCAUCAAUGGAAAUGGCAACGGCAUCGUUAAUGGAAAUGGAGGCAUUAAUGGCAAUGGCUACGUAAAUGGGAAUGGAGUUCUCAAUGGAAAUGGAUUUACAAAUGGUAAUGGCAAUGGUCUUAUUAAUGGCAUAAAUGGAAACGGCAAUGGUAUCAACGGCAAUGGUUACAGAAACGGAAACGGUAACGGUGCCACCAACGGGCUGUACCAGACGCCCAGCCUGUGAACACUGCUGACCGCACCUCCGUCUCGACUCCUUCAAGAAUGUUUACUCCUGUCUGCCAAAGCUUUAUGUUGUGUCCUCGUAGCUGAGUGAUGUUGAGGCUGGAGACCCUUGGUUGAUCUUCCUCGAGAGACUUUAAACUAACCAAACCAAAACAAGUGAACUUGACCCUUAAUGACUGGUGGCAGUGAAGACUAAGUUGUUUAUAAUGAGUUCUUGGAAGCUGCCUCAGUGCCUCAGUCCAGUUAUUAUACAAACCCAAUUAGAUCUACGAUUAUCUCUAUGUGUGUAUAUAUCUGUACACCCAUACACAAUCAUUCGGCUAUUUAUAUUUUUAUCGUGAA